Durotheca rogersii is the source of this 1872-nucleotide messenger RNA. Its product is annotated as Mov34-domain-containing protein. Lineage: Eukaryota; Fungi; Ascomycota; Sordariomycetes; Xylariales; Xylariaceae. The coding region runs from base 386 to 1555 and encodes 389 amino acids. Gene Ontology annotation, molecular function: translation initiation factor activity; metallopeptidase activity; translation initiation factor binding. Gene Ontology annotation, biological process: translational initiation. The transcript is spliced from 2 exons. Gene Ontology annotation, cellular component: eukaryotic translation initiation factor 3 complex, eIF3m. The record is from RefSeq and is a predicted model, not a curated record.
CAGAAUAUUUCUUGAACAGGUACCACCUACCUUAGGUACCUACGUACUUAUCUACCCACCUAGCCGCGCAAGCCACAGGCGUCUAAGCCACCGCCGCGCGGUCGGACAUUAGCUUAGGUAAGUUCUGCCCCGCGCUUGCUCGCGUCUCCCUCGUGGAAAUCUGUCAGCCUCGCGCACAACCCACCAGCGUAACCCCACUUGCGCCGGCAGGGUGAAAAUUCCAAGUCUCGGAGACCCAAUUCGAUGAAGAGUAGAGGAGUUUGAAGAUCACCAAAAAAUCGAAUCCUCUGCUCAGACGGCCGACCGACCUAGCCAGCAACGACGCCAGGCCACGGUGCGAUUCGUUUCUUUCCCAGGCCAACUCCAAGGCGAGCAAAACGUAAUCAUGGCCGUCGACACCGAGUCCUUCCUGCAUCUGUCGCGGCCGCUGGCGCCGACGCACCUCAACUUCCAGAGCAACAUUGCCCCGCUGUCUGUCAAUAUACAACCCCAGGCCAUCCUCACGAUCCUUGACCAUGCCACCCGGCGCGAUAUCCGCCCCAACCAACCAUCCGCAACGGCAAAUGCCAACACCGCCGCCUCUUCUUCCGCAGCUGCCCCCGCGGCCCCCUCAAACUCGUCGCGCGUAAUUGGCGCCCUCGUCGGCAGUCGCUCCGAGGACGGCUCCGACGUCAGCGUCUCGUCCGCAUUCGCCAUCCCCCACACCGAGAACGAGGACCAGGUCGAAGUCGACGUCGAGUAUCAGAAGAAUAUGCUGUCCCUACACCUGCGCGCCCACCCCCGCGAGGUGCUGCUUGGCUGGUACACCACCUCCCACGAGCUCAAUAGCUUCAGUGCCCUCAUCCAGAACUUUUUCGCUAGCCCCGAAACCGGUACCUUUCCCCACCCGGCCGUUCACCUGACUGUCUCCGCCGAGCCCGGCGCCGACGUACGCCUCAAAGCCUACAUCUCCGCCCCCGUCGCCGUCAACGCGGAACGCGCCUCCGAGAGCUGCCUUUUCAUCCAGGUGCCCCACCGCCUAGCCUAUAACGACGCCGAGCGCUCUGCCCUCGAUCUUAUUUCCUCUGCCCGCGACGCCGGGGGGCGCGCUGCCCCUGUCACGUCCGAUGUUGAGGCCUUAACGCGUAGCCUGGAGCACACCCUGGGCCUGCUCGAGCGCGUUUCCGACUACGUCGGCGCCGUCAUAGACGAGGAGCGCGAGCCCAACAACGCCCUUGGCCAGUACCUCAUGGGCGCCCUCUCCCUAGCUCCGAAGGUUGAUCCAGCCGGCAUCGAGUCAGAUUUCAACAACCACAUUCAGGACGUGCUCAUGGUCAGCUACCUCGCUAACAGCAUCCGCACUCAAAUCGACCUCAGCCAGCGCCUCGCCACCGCCACCCUUGCCGCUGACGAAAAACCCGAUCGCGACGGUGCCGAAGGCGGUAAGGGUGAGGCCGGUGGUAAGAACGACCGCGGCGAGCGGGGCCAGCGCGGCGGCAAGCGGGGCGGUCGCGGUGGCAGGGGGGGCGCCGGCGGGCCGAGGGAGCCACGAGAGCCCCGCGAAAACGCCGACUAAAGCACGCUUGCUCCGAUCCCGUAGCGCGGCGCAAUUCAUAGCGGCAGCGGACCGGAGCUGCUGUGCGUUUCGUGUGCUACGAUAUAGAAUGGCGCCUUAUACCGUGGCAUGGUAUGGUAGCACAAGGUAGGGCAGAGUGCAGCAUGCACAGUAUCAUAUCGCCCCGGGGUAGGAUAUGUACGGAAAUCUUCCUAACAUAAGAGAAAAAAGGGGCCCUGAUUGAGAGGCGAAGGAAGAAAAUAGGGAAACGCAAUACGAUAAAAUAAAGAGGGGGGUUUUUUUUAUUGACAGACCUCAACGCCCACAGUAAAUUCGGA